AUGGCUUUUCAACCAAAAACCCAUAAACAAUCUGGAAAGCUCACUUCCUUUUGGCUGUUCGUGGAACGCGAUGGAAGGGACAUUUUUCGACGCUUACACGGUCGGGCUUACACUAACUCCGAUCUUCGGCUUAUGGGUGACAUCUAUCAAGGAAUUGGCCCCGAACGUAAAGAAUAUUAUCGACUUGAGGCCAUACGAUUAAAUAGAUUGGACCCGGUGAUGAAUGUAACGAUCCGCAGCGACGACUCGAACAAGCUGGCGACAUACUUCGAGAACAAGAAGAUGAUCGCCAUGGAACCAGUGCACAUUCCAGUCCAUUCGGGUCCAGCACCCGUUUGGCUGGGCUCUACGCACUCGCGACCGGGAAAAGAUGAGCCGAUGGAACAUGCCUUGCUCAGGGAGUACCUCGACAACAACUUUGUCCCGGCUAUCAUCGCUCGCUGCCAAAACAGCGUAUUCCUGCCAACUCCUAUGCCGAAGUACGCACGAUACAAUUACGACCGAGUGACAAUGAAGACGAUUUGGGUGAGUGAUGACAGCAAGGCAAGGGAGUUCCCUGAGAGUUACAUCAACAGUGGUGCGAGACGUGAAGAGAUGGCUGAGCAAUUUGACGAACCGUGUGUGCCGAUGGAUGCCGAGGAGAAGAAGAAUGCCAUCAACAGGAUCCGCAAGAUUUGGCCUACCGCAGACGACGAGGAAAUUGAGGCGAUGUUUAAG
Mesorhabditis belari is the source of this 717-nucleotide messenger RNA. The record is from the annotation of a GenBank genome assembly. Lineage: Eukaryota; Metazoa; Nematoda; Chromadorea; Rhabditida; Rhabditidae.